AUGGAAGUGCUGCCCUCGAUCAACUGGAGUUCCAACGGCGCAUCCUUUGAUCCGGCUUCCGCCGCCUGCUAUCCGCCGGCCACCGCCUUUGCCCAUUUCGGCGGCGAUCGGCAGCCGAGAGCCGUUCCAGGACACUCUGCGUCCGGCAACGCUCUGCCGCGGGUGCCGCUGCCUAGUAUGAGCGGUCCCGGCCAUGGCCACUACUCCAACUACGACCAGAUCCCGGGGGACCGGCCCCUGCUCCCCUCGACCCGGGAUGAGCUCGGCUCGAUGCCGCCGCUCGAUGCUCACGGCGGCUACCUGGGCCGUCCGGGCUACCUGCACCGCUACCACGCCGCCGAGCCGGCCCUGCACGCGUCUGGCUACAUGGCCAGCCACUCGGCCCAGCUGCUCGAUUCCAGGGUCGGCCAGCUUCAGGAGCAGCAGCACGCGCAGCAGCACCAGCAUCAGCAGCACCAGCACCCGCACCAGCACCCGCAACAGCACCAGCAACAGCACCAGCAACAGCACCAGCACCAGCAGCACCAGCACCCGCACCAGCAAGCCCAGCACCAUCAGCAACAGCAGCAGCAGCCAUUGCCUCCGCCACCGCCGCCGCCGCCGCAACAACAACAGCAGCAGCAGCAGCCCGAGCAGCGCACGCCACGCCCACCCAACGCAUGGAUCCUCUACCGCUCGCAAAAGUUCCGCGAGCUGCAGCAGACAAAAGACCCGCAGGCGCGCUCGGCGAGCACGGGCAAGUCCAAAUCGCAGGCCGAGAUCUCGCGCAUCAUCUCGACCAUGUGGCAGAGCGAGACGCCCGAGGUGAGGCGCGAGUUUGAGGCGCUGGCCGACGAAAAGAAGCUCGAGCACCAGCGCCUCUACCCGACCUACCGCUACCGCCCGCGCAAGCGCGUCAAGGACAACGGCAACCACAACAGCCGCUCGACGCUGCAGAGCCAGUCGGCAUCCAGCGCCGCAGCGUCAGGCUCGCAGCAGGCGGCGGGCGCAUCCCAAGGGUCGCACCGCAUCGACAGCCUCGGGCGCCAGGCGGCGCGGCCGUAUCAGUUUGCGCCCUACGACGUUCCCUCGAGGGACCCUCUGGCCAGGCAGGGCCAGCAGAGCUUCCGGAGGCUAGACUCUUCGCUCCUCGCGCCGCCGCUCACGGCCUCGGAAAUUGGUGGCUGGGACAAGCGCAAGGCGACCGACGACAUGCUUCGGAGGUCGGGCCACACCUUUGGCCAAGGUGGCGGGGAGCUGAGCUCGGAGCUCGGCGUCGGGCUCGUCGGCGGCUCCGGCACGUUUUCCUCGCCCGCCGUGCCAUCGCAGCACCACCCGGCGCGGCUCUCGAACCCGGCGGGCCACCUGAGCAGCUCGCCGAUGCCGUCCAACUACCUCCGCACCUCGAACGUCGACGGCGGUGGUGGCGGGGCGCACGGGUCCUUUGCCUAUCCGCCACAGCACGCAGCGACGAGCGGCUCGCAGCAUGGCCUGGUCGGAUGGCAGGGCGAGGCGGCGUCGAUGUCGCUGGGAGGCGACAUGCAGCGCGACUUCCAGACGCCGUCUUCCCACUACUCGUCGUUUUCAGACGGCGACAGCGCCAAGGGCCGCAACAACGGCGGCGGCAGUGGCAUGUUUUCGCGGGUCGACAGCGCCCGCACCUCGCCCUCGAUGCACCUCGCGGGAAUGCCGCAGGGCCACAGCGGCGGCAAUGGCGGUGGCGGUGUUGGUGUCGGCGGCGCGGGAGAAGCCAUCGCCGGACGAUCUGGGCCUAUCUUCAGCCCGGGCGACGGUCAGCACCAGCAGCUGCAGCCGACGAGCCACGACUACCACUCGGGCCACUCGCACCAUGCCCACCAGCGCAACGCGUCGCGCGGCGCCGGGACGAUGCAGGCUUCGGCGCUGCACGAUGGCGGCCAGUUCCGCUACGGCGCGUCGUCGUCUUCGUCGACGUCGUCUGCCUCGAGCUUCAUUUUCCACCAGCUGCCCUCGGACAUCGGUGGUGGUGGUGGUGGUGGUGGUGGCGGCGGAGGCGGCGGCGGCGCUAGCGGCGGCGGCAGUGGAGGCUACGCUGCGGGAUCGGCAUCGGGGCUGGGGCAGGCGUACGAGGCCAACGGUCUGAUGGGACGGAGCGACGACGACGUCAAGUCUUACCAGCAGGACGGCAUCGACACCGCCGCGCAGCAGCAGCAGCAGCAGCAGCAGCAAAGCAGUCGUCGGGCGUUCUUCUUCAACGGCAGCAGCGGCGGUGGUGGUGCCAGCGGCAACCCCGGCAACAGCGGCAGCAGCCACGUGUCCUGA
This is a messenger RNA of Pseudozyma flocculosa PF-1, 2280 nucleotides long. RefSeq lists its product as uncharacterized. Gene Ontology annotation, cellular component: nucleus. Gene Ontology annotation, molecular function: DNA-binding transcription factor activity, RNA polymerase II-specific; RNA polymerase II cis-regulatory region sequence-specific DNA binding. Bases 1 to 2280 code for a protein of 759 amino acids. NCBI's taxonomy places the organism in Eukaryota, Fungi, Basidiomycota, Ustilaginomycetes, Ustilaginales, Ustilaginaceae. Gene Ontology annotation, biological process: regulation of transcription by RNA polymerase II. The record is from RefSeq and is a predicted model, not a curated record. The transcript is spliced from 3 exons.